GGGCUGGGAUGGUGGGAAGUCUUGCUUUCUUUGUGGGCUUUGGCUGAUUGUAACAGGACAGUACCUUCCUCAUCCUUCCAGUAACAGGAAGUUACAUGUCAACGUGGUCCAUGUGAUGAUGAAAGAAAAUCUGACAGAGCUCAUGUAUGAUCGACAAAAUAGUCCAACAAAUAGAAAAGUUCAUUCUGCUUCGUAUAUCAUAGAUGAAUCCUUACAGGACAAAAAGAGCUGUGGUUGGAGGAGACUUUGUCCCCAUCACUGUGUGAAUCAGAUGAUCAAUGAUUAAUCUGACUGCAGUCAUCACACACCAUGAUAUACAGGAGAAGAUGGAGCUCUGCAGUCUGAUAAUGAAGACUGUUGUAAAAACAAUCGCUGACACAUCAUUGUUCAAUGAGGUUUCAAAGAAAUGUUGUUUUUCAGGACUAAGUAAGAAUGCAGGAAAAGGUAACAGGGUAAUUUCUCUGAAUACCUCCACACUGACAUCUUUGUACAUCUUAAACGUCACCUUUCUACUCAUUCAUUCAGUCAUUUAUUCUUUGAUUGUUUAUUUUAAAAAUCUAUUUAACUUGUGAUAAUUUUCAAUAAAGCAGUAUCUUUACUGCCAUUAUGACUGCUCUACUCUACACAUAAAUUACCAGAGGAGGAGUGUUGUGAAUGUUGUGAAUCUACAACACAUUUCAAAUAGAUGUGGUAGUCUGGUAAAACAAACUAGAUUUGUGCAUACAGCAUAAAUGUGGGCCAACAUGAGACCUGAAAAAACGAAUGUGAAACUACAACACACAACAAACCAGUACGAUUAAAGGAAACAAUGUGGGAUCCCGAUUUUUAUCAUUUUUUAGCAGAGGUGGUGAGGGUCUUAAAACUAUUUUCAGUCAUUUAGUACAGAAAUAGUCAGAAUGACUGUAGCCUAUAAACCCGUGAUUGUACAUGUAUUUAUAAAUGAUUAAAUUAUAUAACAAUAAUAAUUAUCAGCACAUUUUAGACAGCACCACUAGGAACCUUUAAAUAAUCAAACUAUUCAAACAAUAUGACACUAUGACUAUAACUGGAACAAAAAUAUAUUCAAAUUUUGUUGUGGAGAGCUGUGCCUUUGUGCUCGAAGGGAAGGGUGAUGUCUGUGCAAAGUCUAGUGGUGCAUGUUCAAACAAGACAGUGUGCAAUUUAACCAGCAAUAAAUAUCUUCAUUGUAAGUGACAAAAAUUGAGUGUACCCAAAGAUUUCUGAAGGGUGGUUAAUUAUAAAACUGCAGCUGAGAAAGGCUGGGGGCCAGGACUAGCCCUCAGGAAGUUUUUCUGCUACUAUAUCACUGGUGAUAUACUGCCUUGAUGGCCAAAAAUUUUGACCUGGUGACCAACCUGCAGACCCAGUGUAACGCUUUUUCUCCUGCAGCUAUAAUAUUUUUUUUCUCCUCCUCCCUUCUCUUAUUUUAUUUUGUCAUUUUCAAUCCUGAAAAAAAGAGAAAACAAGUGGUAUUUUAGUAAAAUGAAAAAAAAAACAACAACAUUAGAAAUAAGGUUUUAAAACUUUACGUAAAAAAAUCUGAUAAUAACCUAAAGUACAUUCUUCCUCUUCUUUUCCUGCAUACUUACUUUGUGUUUCUAUCCUUUUUUUUUCUUGUUCUGUUCUUCCUCUAAUCCUCUUUAUCCUUCUAUGAUACUGUUUUUUAUUGUCAAUAUAAAUGAAAUUUAAUUUAUAAAAAACAGAGCAUUUCAACAAGCAGCUAAAUACAAACAAAUUACAUUUAUGGGAAUACGAUUCAGAGGGUUUGAAGCACUUCACUACAUUUAAAUCCAAUUACAUUCAAUGCUGUGGAGAGAGAUUUUAGCUGACGAUCAAACUUCUUACUGCAGUUACAGUCUGGCUCUUUUUCCACCAGCUCUUAAACCACUGCUCACUCCUGUCCAUGUCAAAGCUGUAGUUAUAGUCAGUUCUUUUAGCCUGAGUUGCGGUGGGAAAGAUCAGGCUGUAAUGUAAUGAGUCAUGACAGGUGAUUCUGCUGAUCUAAGCAAACCAGCUACAGGCCUACAGCAUAUGAUACUCAUCACUCUGUAAAUACUUGUCUAAUGUCACUGCUAUUUCAGCUUUGGGAGCUUGGAGGGGGGGUUGACCUCAUUCUAUAUAAUUCAAAAAACUCUUCAAUGCAAAGUAGUUCAGUUUGAAUCUCUAAUUUUACUAAAGUGGACCUUGAAUGGCAGACGCUACACAUUCUCACAAGCUCUCGGAGUAUUGUGUCUGAACCCUGUAGCUGCUUAACACAUCCACAAGGUGUCACUUUGCUCAACAAAACUGCCUGCCAGCAGUUUCACUCGUUUAAAAACAAGAGUGAGUUGAUGCAAUGACUAGUUUUCCUCUGACAUGGUCACAGUCAAUAUGGUUAAAAAAGUUCAAUGGAGCAACGUUAGCUAAAACUUUCAUCAUUUUAAUGUUUGACAACUCUCCACCGCAGUAGUGUUGUGAUAUGCUAGCUUUUAUUUAAUUGUUAUGCACAUGUAAAGUCUUGAAAUACUUGAUCUUUUUUUUUGUCUCUGUACUGCCUUUCUUGUUACAAAGUUAGAAGGGGAGCGGUUGUAAUUUCACCUCCACUAUACUACCUGACAUACUAAAAACUGAUGCGCAAAUUAUGAGGCAAUGAUACAAGUUCAACUUUCCACUAAACACACUGACAUGACGGAGCAUUAAAAUGCUGCUUAUCUCAACACAUAAGAUACAGUGAUGCUUCCUGCGGUCUCCUCUGCAGUGUGUGUUGGGUUGGAUUCUCUCCUAAUCCUUCUUUCCAAGAGAAAAAUUGUGCUGUUCUGCACAAAUUUAAGACUACUCCUGAUAUCAGAUCAUUAUAUACUACUCUGUGUUAUCAAUAUAGAGUGACUGCCUACAAACAAUGCUUAAUCAUGCACAUUGAAAUAACAUGGUGGUGCUGUUUUAGUGAACUAAAGAUAUGAUAUUCCUGAAUGUUUUUUUUUUUUAUUGGUAAAUCAUCUGUAUUACCAUCAUUAGCUCCACUUCUAAAUGGCUUAAUGUUGUUUGUUACUUCCAGUUGAGGCAAUAAAGAGCAGUAAAGCUCUACAAGCUUUACCCUAACAUCAUAGAUUCAGUAAGUUCAUAUGUGGUCUGAAAAAUAAAUAACCGUGUUUGAUGUGGAGCUCAGUGUUCACAAACGAUUUUGAAAACUAAAAUAACAUUAAACACCACAGACUGCUUCAUCUAUAUUUUUUUACGACACUGGCACUGUAUCAAACGUGCCCUGAACUAACACAAUAAAAGUUCCUGUGGAUCAAGUACAGUGCGAAAAAACUCAGGAGAAAUUAACACAAGAACAAACUUUUUGAAAACACGAAAAGUCUGAAAAAGUUCUUAUUGUAAUUCUUGGUUGUAUCUGAUUAGACAAUGUGACAAUAUUGGAGUUUUCAUGAAAUGAAACACUUUUUUUUAUGGUUUGUACCAUGUUGGGUGGAGCCACACAAAAAAAUAUCUUAAAAAGAAAUGUUGUCCCCCAGAGAAGGGCAGACACUGAAGAAGAAGAAGAAGAAAACUCUAAAAAGCAAUGCAUCCUUUCUCACAUGCAACAUUCAGCUGCUGACACAGUCUCAACUUUAAAUGCUGCACUUUAUUGAACUUGGUAUUUAACAUUUCCCAUUAGUAAGCCAUGCAGUGCUUUAAUCAUGUGCUUUUUAAUGGCCUUGACAGAAGUUUACUAUUUGAUGUCCUAUAACUGUGACUUUAUGUUCAUAUGAAAUUGAUUUACUGUUUCUUCUGUGUCACAUUUAAGUAAAUAUGAAACUUUUCGCUGUAUAUUUCCAGGGUUACUGCAAAACAUAAGACACAAUACCGAAACCAUAAUCCAUAACAAAAGGAAAGGGAAGGUACCUCAAAUAUUGACAGUAUCCAUGAUGCUAUGUUUUGUUUGUGGACAACCAGUUCUUCUGUGAGAAAGCCGGAGCCAACACUGUGGCACAUGAAUACACCUGUUGCUUUUUGGUUAUUUAGACGCCCUUUGGAAAUAAAACAUUUCAUCAGCUCUGUCAGACACUGGUGGGAGAUUUGCUCAGGAACUGUGUAAGAAGCACUACAUUAUGCACAAAUUAUGAUGCAAUGUUUUAUCUUUAGUCAGUCGAAUAGGUUGAUUUCUAUUCUCCUGGUUUCUACAAACAAGUGUAUUCAAACCUAGAUGUGAAUAACUGGGAACAUUGUCUCCCUUUGAAUUCGGGCUGGAUUUGAGCAGUUGCCCACUCCCCUUUAGGCCCACACUUAGUUUUUUUCCACCAGUGAAGGUAGACAUAUGAAUGAGUUUGAAAUAUGAAUGAAUCGGUUCGAGGCAGCUGUAAAAACUAGCAAAUGCAAUUUCUGAAGAAAUUGUGAGUGGGAUUGCUUUGGUUGGAAUUGCUAUUGCUAAACUGCUAUUGCAAAUGGCUGAAAGUCAAAAAUAAGUGAAAGAUAAGAAGGUUUGACUUAUCAGGAAGGUUUGAAUCAAUUUUAAUUGAUUGACCCACUGAGCAUUUUUUUUUGUCUAAAAGAGGUCUAAUAGACAUCUAAAUGUAGCCUAGACAACUGGUCUAAACUCAGGCUAUCACAGGUCUAUAAAUGAAAGUUUUUUAGCCAUCUAAAUUUAGACCAAGUUUAGACUAAAUCUUAAUCCGGUUUAUAUCUAUACUACACUGUGUAUUGCUCAACGGCUAUCAUAAUUAUUUUGGUUAAGUACUUGGAGAUCAGUUAUGCAACUCACAGUUGCUGUUUGAAAUAAAUAGUCAAAUAAAAAUCGAGUAAUGGGUUAAAGUGCAACAUCUUAAUUCCGGCUAAAAAUAUACAGAAUCUAGGUCUAAAAAAUACUAGACGUCUAAUAGCCGUCUAUUGCACAGUGGGGAAUGAAUUCAUUGGAAAAGCAUGAAUGAUUAAAAUUUAAAUGUGUGGAAAAUUUAAAGGAUUAAACAUCCUAAUGUGUGAUUAAGGUAUGAAGAAUCAGAAAGGUUUGAAAUUUAAAUGACAAAAAUCAUUAAGUAUUAGAAAGGUUUCAAGUAUGACAGUUGGCUACCCGUCUCUUUAGAAUAGAUUUUAAGGUUUUAAACUCUUAAUGGCUUUGGCCCUUCUCAUCUAUCUGAUCUUCUUUUACCUUAUGAGCUAGGUCGAGCCCUCAGGUCUUCAGGAAGUUCUCUGUUAACAAUACCUCAAGUUAAAACCAAGACAUAUGGUGAGGCAUCUUUUUAUUACUAUGGCCCCCGUCUAUGGAACAGCUUACCUGAAGACUUGAGGACUGCACCUAAUCUUAAUGAUUUUAAAAGCAAACUGAAAAACUACUUUUUUAGUCCUACUUUUAACUAAAUUUUAUAUCAUUAACUUUGUUUAAGUGUUUUAGCAUGUAUCUAUUCUAGUUUUAAUAACAGGAUCGUCUUUUAUUGAGCUAUUUUGGUGCUCUUAUUUUAGUAUCUUUUACUGUUGUUUUCAUUUCAUUAAAUUUCAUCCUAUGUUUCUUUGUUGUUUUUAGAUUUUAACCUAAACCUCCAGUGUUUCCUUAUCUUGAGUUUUAAAAUGACGUUUCCUCAGUGCGCACAUUCCUGUUUCCAUGGAAUCAAGCUCUUUUUAAGUCUAUCCAUUUUAAUACUAUUUCUGUUGCAAUUAGAUCGUGGGGUGGGAAUAGGCGGUUGGGCUGGGGUAGAUUUGGGUAUUCUUUUAAUCUUGGGUUGGGGUAGAUUUCAGUAUUCUUUUAAUCUUGGGUUGGGGUAGAUUUGAGUAUUCUUUUAAUCUUGGGUUGGGGUAGAUUUGAGUAUUCUUUUAAUCUUGGAUUGGGGUAGAUUUGAGUAUUCUUUUAAUCUUGGAUUGGGGUAGAUUUGAGUAUUCUUUUAACCUUGGGUUGGGGUAGAUUUCAGUAUCCUUUAAUCUUAGGCCAGGGUAGAUUUGGGUAUUUUUUGUUUCUCUUGUUCCUUUUUCUGUGUAAAGCACUUUGUGCUACAUGUUGUGUAUGAAAAAUGCUAUAUAAAUAAAGACUGAUUGAUUGAACUAUCAGAAAGGUUUGAAUCCGUUUUGAAUUAGUUUAAAUUUGUUCAAAGGAUUGAACAAUGUAUCACUAGUGAAAGUGAUUUAAAACAGGGAAAAAUAAGAUGACUCAUUAAGAUGAAAAUCCCCUUCUGUCAUGAUUGAUGCAGACGUGAUGGAUAACUGGGAACAUUGUCUCCCUUUGAAUGUGAGCAGUUGCCCACUCCCCUUUAGGCCUACACUUUUUUCCACCAAUGUAGGUAGACAUAUGAAUGAAUUUGUAAGAGGUUGUAUAAGCCUGUUGGAGGCAGCUGUAAAAAUUAACAGCAGAAGCAAACAGCUGUAACAGUCAGGUUGAAUACACACUGUGAGGAUGUGUUGGGUUUUGACAGGAGAUGGGCGUCGCCCGUCCAGCCAAAUGUCAGUUGCUUUGACAGACACGCCUCCGAAAGGAAGACUUCUUCUCAACCGAGCAUGAGAAGUUAACCACCCGUUAAAGACCCGCCCUAAACGCCCACGAGCUCCGUUUUCAUUCGCGUUGUGUCUCUGUCAAUCAACCAAUAUCCCAAGCGACGUCAGCAGCAGCAGCAGCAGCGCCACACCGGGGCUGAGGAGGAGUGGGUGACGAAGAGCGAUCACCACCACCACCACCAGGAAAAAAUAUCAGGAGCAGAAAAAUGCACGGACUGGAAGGCUCCAAUUGACUGUCAGUCAGACAUUUUCUUAUUGUCGACUUGUGGUGCUAACGAACUCAUUCAAGGAGCAUCCGUUUGGGAAAAUGAAGGUCCUCUUCCAGAGCGAGCUUUCUGGAUUUUAGCCAGUUGGCUGCAAUUCCAGGGAUGCUAGCUGAGCUAACGUAGCUCGCUAACAAUUAGCCUGCCCAUUUUGCUACAGUGGUCACUGGGUGCCUCCGUCUGCAAGGGAGAACUCACCUUUUCCCGGUUUUGUCUUUCUUGUGGAGUGUCUUCUGACCCUUUUGCUGAGAGAUAUUGGACUUGACUGUAGUUUUUCCCAGUAAGAGGACAAUUUGACGGGCGCUCAUCGUCACUGCGCGGGCGUACAGUGUUGGAUUCGGGGCGGCUAGGCUUGCGCUCGGCCGGGCGACCAGCAGAGGGGAUUGUACAAAUGUGGCAGCGGCAGCUAGGAGUGUCCCACUGCCACUGGGACCGAGAUUGGUAGUUUGACAUUAAAACCCAGAGAGAGUCAGGUUUCAGGGCUGGUGAAGAAAGGGAUUAGAAAGUGUUGGCACAUUGGGAAUACAUCAACUCGUCAGGGUUAGCAGGUUUUAGCUCAUAUGCUAGUCAAUGUGGUGAAGAUAACCAAAAUUGAAUUGAGCUUCUCUGGAAAGAGCAUUUAUUAAAAUGUUAAUCUACAGCUCGGGUUGUCAUGCAAGACGUUUGUGGACAUGAUGCAUUGAAUUUUUAAGACUUUGAUUCAACCGUCAAAUAUUGGACACUUGACAUCUGUCUUCUAAUCAUCAAGAAGAGGUCAGGUCCUGCACCAAGCACCAUCAGCAAACCCCCUCGAUCUGAUUUACCUGGAUAUUACAGUUUGAAAACGGCCUGGCUUAUUUGUUUGACACUUUGUGAGAGGUGUAGCCCGACGUCCCUUGUCAGACGGGCUUUUCAGCUCAUGCGGUGAUGACUUUAGACUCCAUGAUGGCUUGUUGCCUGAGCGAGGAGGCGAAGGAAUCCAAACGUAUCAACGCAGAGAUCGAAAAACAACUCCGGCGAGAUAAGAGAGAUGCAAGAAGAGAGCUGAAGCUUUUGCUGCUGGGUAAGUCUGCAUCAUCUCAAAGGUUUCUGUCUCAUCCUGGCUGCACACGUGCACAAUAUUCCUACUUCUGAUACACACAAACCUCAAAAUGCUUAAGCUCUGAAUGUGUUUUGGAGGUAUGCAAAACACUACAACCACGAAAGCACAAGCCAUAGUAACCUGCUUCCCACAUGAUUUGUAUGCAGUGUGAUAUGCAAAGCUCAAUCCAGAUAUGGUUGAGGUCUUUUGGCCAGUCUAACAGGGAGCUGACAAUUACAUCACAGCUUCUGCCACCGCUUUUCCGAGUAUAAUGCACCUGUAGAGGGUCUCCAGUAGGGCCCGACUGAUUUAUCGGCGAGCUGAUUGAAUCGGCCAAUUUUGGCCCGUUUGAGACUAAUCGGUAAUCGGCCAAAACUCGCCGAUGUUUUCAGAAAUAAAAUUCGGUUUCAGAUCCCCCGACUUAUCCUGUAGAUGGCGCAGCGACCUCAUGACAAUCUUCAUCCAUUAACUAUCUCACAGCACAGCAGAGUGACGAAUCUGAAGCAGGCAGUCGUAGGGACGCAUGGAGGAGAGUGGUCCGCCUCAACGGUAAAUAAGACAGCUUGUGAAAUACACAACAAGUCAACAAGUUUCAGUUCAACCCACUUCACAAUGUGUCCCGUUGUGCUGGUCUCGCUCACGCCGAGUUAACGGUGAAGCUCCAUGUAAUAUGCAAGCUAAAGUUGGAGUUAGCCAUCUGCUAUUAGCCUGCUACGCCGUUAGCCGUGCCAGUAGAAAAAAGGUAGAAAAAACAACAGUACACAUUAUGUGAUCGAUCUACUUUUCUUACUGAGGCAGCUGCAUGUCCAAGUUUGUUUCACGAUAAAUACGUGGAAUAUUACUGAGGUUAAUGUUACUGAGAAGUGUGUGAAAGGCUCAAAAGCAGCCAUUUGUUAAAAAAUAAGUAAAUAUGUUGAUAUAUUACCUAAAUUAACAAAAUUUUAAAACUUAACUUUAAAAAAUCGUCCGAUUAAUCGGUAAUCAGAUUUUUUUCCUCCCUGAUAAUCGAUAUUGGCAUCGGCCCCCAAAAAUCCAUAUCGGUCGGGCCCUAGUCUCCAGUUCUAAAUGACCCACCUCUACUGGUUAUCACAUCCCGUAUGCACAAUUGAGCAAAUCCCAUACAACUUCUUUGCAAAAAGUGAUUGCUGUCUGUUUAUGAUUGGUCAUAUUGGACCCAUCUUGUUCGAUAAAGAAGAACAAGCCUGUUAGGGAUAAGCUUUGACAACCAGCUGUCAUCAGUCCCUUCUUAUUCCAUUUAUUCUGUAGUUGCUUUUCGCAUUAGUGUAGUUUUGUUUAAAUAAUGAAAAAGAGCUGGUUUUAAUUAAGCAAGGCAGACAGCGUUCUCUUGGUGCCUGCUCCAGAAAAGGCCUCACUGAGGUGACUCUCCAAGGGAAAUUAGUUCUUCAGAGAGUAGACUGUGCCAUGUUCCAAGAAGAAUCAAGGACAAACACUGGUAAGUCAAUGGCUUUAGCAGUUGGAAAUAUGGCAGCAAGGAAAAUCAUCCUACUUUAACUUGAGCCUGCUUGCUCUCUCUUGCUUUCAGGAAUUGCUCAAUGAAAUAGUCUCUGAAGCUGGAGAGGAUACAGUUCCUGAAGUCUGAACCGGACAAUACAAUCUUUACAAGUUGGGUUCAGUCUUAGACUGUUAGACAAGAAACUCUUCCAUCAAGUGUUACGUGUGCAUGCUGGCGUAAGUUUUGAUGUCUGACCGAGUGUUUCUAUAUAAUUUCUGCCUGUUUCCCCUUUUUUUUGUUUGAAUGUCUGUUGACAUGCCAAUGUAGAUGUAUGUAGACGAUUUUACUUGCAUCAAUUGUCAAGCUUUGUCUUUUUUUCAACAGUUUGGUUAUCUACCAAGAUAUUUCUUCUUUAUCACAAGUACAAGAUUGGGGUUAGCCUGCAAGCAGAACAGCGACACUAAAAAGAGCAGACAUUCACUCUUGUGCUAUGCAGGCACUUCAGCCCCCCUGCGGUUUGUUGUCACAUGUGACUGAAUUACUGCUCUAUGGUUUGUAAGAUGCACUUAGUCAUAGUUGCAACAACUUUUAACAAUGGAGGGAAUAACAGCUCAUAAAAAUGCUGUUUGCUUGUCUCUGAGCUUUAUGAGUCAUAGUAUUGCUGUCUGAACCUCAUGAGAGCUGUAAUUGUUGAAUGUAGGAACUAAUUACUUUUGUUUGCCUUAACAUGAGGAGAAAUUAUCAAUGCAGAAACCUUCUAUCCACUUAAAAAAUGAAUAGAUACAAAAACUGUUUGAAGAUAAAAUUGGGCAAGAUCUGCACAAAUAGACUUCAGUAAAAAAAAAAAGGAAUUUCUGUGCAGGCAGACAGCCUUGGAAGUAAAUCUUACUGUUUUAACUGAAUUUUUACAAAUAGGUCUGAAGUGCAGUGGAACAAAAGGCACUUACAUACUGCCAUUUCAAGGUGGGAUGUUUGUGCCACUGUUGAGGCAGUAACAGAGGAGGCGGGAUGGAGGAGAGAAUGUGGUGAUGUGUAGUGUCAGUGCCAGCAGUGCAGAAAGCACUGUAUGUACUCGUGUGACAGAGCGUCUGUAUGUGGAGCUCCCGCUGUAUGUUAACAAGCUGUGCCUCUCACGCACUGUAUAGACUUAAUACAAUUCCUAAUCCUACAUGCUGGGAUACCAAUAGUACACCGUUUAUGGGCGCAGCGGCAUAGUGAAUGCACAACUCCAGCGCAGUUGUGGAACUUACUGUAUAUUUAAAGGACAAGGGGUCAGGUCUGACUGAAAUACCAUUGGUACAAAGAGUUAUCGGUAAUUAUUUCUUCUAUCCUUGUUGUAAUGAAUGGGUCAGUGUAUCUUACUCUAAAUAAUGGAUAACAAAAGGAGCAAUGAAGUGUCUCUCCUCAAUAUUUAGAAACUUCCAACAGUACUUGUAGUGGUUGAUGCUCAGAUACUUCUGGGUCAUUUGAGACUUGGGACUAAGAACUAUGGAACAGAACAAAGGAAUGGGUUGCACCAGCUGUUCAUAGGUUCAAACUCAACCUAGUUUGACCUUAAAUUGUGGUUUGGGAUUGAGUUAACACUCCCCUAUUGUUUUAGGUAUUUCCCCACCUGAGAUGGUUCCAACAUAAAAAAUAAGUUGAUAAUUAUUUAUUUUGUAUUACCCCCCUAGACACUUUGGCCAAUGACAUCCUGAUCUGCGUAACAACUACAUGCAACACCAUCCAGAAGCCAGGAUAUACUGGCUCACACUCACUCUCUUUACAGUCCAGUUACGUUGUAAUGUUUCUGCUGUCAUUGUUGGUGAAGUUGUAUCUCCUGUGACAGUCUGUCAUGCAUGAGAAAGGUUACAAUGCUGCGACCAAGCCCUUCCAGACAGCUGCACAAAAGUUCUUUUUUUUAUUUUACAUGUGGUAAUAAAAAUCUUCAGUUUCAAAUGUUAGUUUUUCCAAAAUAUUUGAAUAUAUGUUUAAAUAUGGAAUAUUUGUUGUUUGGAAGAAUUAGUUUAUCCAAACAAAAUCCCAUUGAAGAGAAAAGCUUUUCUCCUCAAUGGGAGUUUGUUUCAUGAAAACAUUGGCACUACUACACUGGUGUAAAGCUGUAUCUACAGUUAAAAAUAACAAACUCACUGAGCGCUGUCCUUGGAAAACACUGUUCCUCAUGAAAACCCCCAUCAAUGCCAAUGGGACCUAAGGCAAUGUAAGGAUUAGGCUCAGGUGGCUGCCUCUAACUUUUACAUGCAGAAAAACCCUGCCUCAAUAUUGCUUGUCUUACAUUGAGUGGUUACUAUAAUUGGAUAGAGCCAAAAACUUAAAUAUAAAGCAUUGUGUUUGUCCUAAGCUUGUUUUAAAUGUCAGUGUCAGAUGCUGAUAGAGACCAUAAAGGCUGAAAAUGUUGUUUGUCAGCAACAAGUUGGUUCUCCUCGGUAGAGAUGAAAACUGAAAAGGAGCCAGGGUCACAGACGUGCUAAAUCUCCAGCUCUGUUGGUAAUGAAAGGAAUUAAAUAUGUGCAACCCAGGAGCCUGCCGUACUAAUACCAACUGUCUUCAGUUAUUACUUAGUAAGUAGAAUUAGUAAUUUUGUCAUUACAUAAAAAUUGAAGAAAAUAAAGAAGAGGUUGACCGGUGUUGGUUCUUCAAGACCAAAACAAAAAACUAUUUUUAGAAGUUGAUGUGACCAAUAAUUGCCAAAUAAUAAUAAAAGUAAAAAUGACAAUCCUUCUGUCAAAAUAUUCUAAACUUCAACUCAAAUCUUAAGUUUAAAUGCAUUUGGCAAAGCUGAAUCAAAACUAGGGGUGUCUCGAUACAACCUUUUACUUCCGACACGAUACAGAUAUUGUAGCUGUCAGUAUUGGCCAAUACCAUUAUUGAUACCGAUAUUGUAGCCUUCAGUAUUGGCCGAUACUGAUAUUGAUCUGAUAUUGGCACAAAAUUGUGCAUGACAAGCUUUGCACUCAGCUGCAACGUCUUUUACUGACUGAAACAAGUCUGAUGCCCAAGCGUAGUCUGGAAUGGACGGCUUGUAUCCGAUAAUUUAAAAAAAAAAUUUUUUAUGCUGAUAUCGGAUUGAUAUCUGAUAUAAAUAUCGGAUCUGGGCAUUCCUAAUCAAAACUGAACCUUUUAACUCCAUACACAGGGAUUAACAGUCAAGAAGUUACACUGACAUUUAUAUAACAAUUUUGCCAGCCAAUCAAAUGGUGGAUAGAGUGGUAAAUAAAAAGAGACCCAGAAGGAGUGACAUUUUAAAAGUUGCCUAUGAUUUGCCCCCCUCAUGAUUUGUAAAGCGGGAGCUGACCAGCAGAUCAGAUAAGAUCAGAUUGUAGAAACAUAACUCCAAAAUGGUGAUCCGAAUUGCUAUAGAUGUGUAUCUGCGACAUGUGCUGCUACCAUUUUUAAAGAAAGUAUCUACUAGGAACAUUUUCUUUCCCAGGCCAUUGGCCACAGUUUAUAUCAACCCCUGACCUGCAUUAGCAGCACUACUAUGCUCAUCAGGUAAAACCCUGCAAGGAAAUACCAGAAAUUAAAACAGAGGUUUGAAAUUUGAUCUAAUUUUGCCACUUUUUUUUCAGACACUGCUUUCUGGAUCAUGCCCCGCUCUUGAACAGUAGCUGACUGUCUUGGUAUUGAACACAGCUCCUGUCAUGUGACAGCUACUCAUAGGGAACAGCAGGGUGGUGUGCAGUAGCAGCAGUUAUGAGCCAGAGUCAAAUCCUCAGCAUCAAGAGCACUUUCUUAACACCUGAGCUAGCAUAGUCCCCAGGCAGUGCAGGAUAUUUACCUGAACUUAAGAGUUGAAAGUCAGGAUACUGUAUAUAGACAGACAGACACACACACACUGAGCACACACUUCAUCUGUCUGUGUGCACGAUGUCAAACAGGCCGGUAGUUUCUGGGUUAAUGAGUGUUUGUUUUUUGGAAACACCCAAGGAUGUCUCAUGCGUGGAGCCUACCUACGCCUAUUAUAGUUUCUCUCACUAAGUCAAGCAGAUAAGCUCUGUGUUCACCAUGUUUAUUUGUAUCCCUGUUAGCUGCUGCCAAGGUAACAAGUGACAUUGCAGGGUUUUGUAGAAAUAAAAAACAGACUGCUCACACACACACACACACACACACACACACACACACACACACACACACACACACACAGACACAGAGGAUAGACCGACUCAAAAGACACUGGCAUUGUGGUUGUCGAAGAGCUGCCCCGUGGCACUUCAGCUAUCCUUACAGGCACAACACUGCUGCUGAAUACACACUUGGCAGAUGCCUCCCUGUAUCCUCCUCACUCCCACAACUGUACGUCUAACAGCAAUGACUGACUCUCAGCCAAGGUUCAUGAUGUUAAUUUUCACCCACGUGAGCUUAUUUCCCAGAAACCUCAAAUUGCCAGACUCCUGCAGCCUGACCUGGAACUCUAGUGUGACUCUGCCAACUUACUGCCAGGAAGUUUAGCUAAACACAUAUUGGUUUAAACAGAAAUUGCUUCGUAUCCACCGUGAAAGUCAUAUGCACUCUUAGGUAAAGUUCCAUUCAGGACCAAAUUGAGUCUAAAGACCGUUUUAAGUCAUUAUCUGCUGCUGUCAACACACUACAUCAAAGAACCUUCUGCCAAGACAUCCGUCUAUAUCUCGUAUGACUUGUGUCGUCCACUCGUUCUGUGAACAGGAAGUGUCAGUGGUCUUACAGAUAUUAAAGAGAGGCUUGAGGUGACUCUAAUUUUAUAACUUGACUUGCUUAAAUGAUAAAUAGACUAAAAUGGCAGCUUUAUUUACCUAGCUUGCAAUAUUGCAUUGAAAUAUAAGGAAAGUUUGAUAUUAAAGUUGAUUUGUUUUUUUGUUUGUUUUUUGUGCCUUUUUGUCGGAGUGGAUGGGACAGUAGAUAGAGUGGAGAGUGUCAUGCAGUAAAGUGGCUGUAGGCUAGAUUUGAUACCAGGUCUGCCUGUUUGAGGUGUACAGCCUCCUUACCUGGGGCAUGCAAACUGCUAGGCCAAACCAGCACCCUGGAAGUUUGAAAUGUAAAACCUUUUUGUCAUCUUAUUUAUAUCGAAGGGCGUACCGAAGACUGCAGUUUUCUGGAAUUUUCCACCAUGGUUGUUUUUGGUGGUUUGUGGACAGUUUGUGGUCGUGUUUUUCAACUUUAAAGUUUGAGCUGAAGAACUAACAGUUCACUAUUUCAGCCUAAUGAAUUACUAAUAUAGGUUGACUAGGGUAUUGAAUCAGUUUUUGAUUACUGUCACAAAUCCUUGAUAUUGAUUUUGGCUGAUGAUUGAUGUCAAAGGCUUUGAUCCAGCAGUAACCUGAUAAUGUAAGAUGUAUAAUUUGCAUGUGUGUAGUGAACUAUAUCAGAGCUACCCCAGCUUUCAUGUAUGAUAGAUCAUAUGAACAUCUUGAUUGCAACGUGUGCUUGUACUGUAGUCACAUCCUAGGGUGUGGGAUGGUUUUUACACCUGUAGUACACAUACUGAAGAAGAUGGUGAGCCUUCUUCAAAUUACAAUUUACUACUAUGGGGCCGGUGAUGCAGAUUAACCAACCAUCAAAAAUGAUUGGUUACAUGUAAGUCAAUAGCUCUUAUUAAUGAAUUAUGAAGUAACAUAUUACUCUACUUGAACUCCUGCUCUCAUCUCUUAACUUCCCCAUGCAGGUGCCAGAGCUGCUGUCAUUAUGUAUGUUUUAUAUUGCAAAAUAGAAAAAUACCACAAUGUCAUUUUGCUCAAUACUGUACAGCCCUAACUCUUCAGUGCUUGGUAGAUGAAAAAUAGAGUUUCGCAGUGUGGUCCAAAGGCAGGACAGCAGGUGUUCAUAGUGUUGCUUUGUUUGUCUGGCGGCUCUGUUGGUUGAACAAACUAGUUUAGACACACCCAGAGUUUUAGCAGUUAUAUGGCAGUCAGGCUUAUGAAAGACUGCCUGCUGCUUCUCGACAUUGCCCGUCAAGUUCAAAAUUACAGUAUUACUCGCAUGAAAACGUUUUAAUUCCAGAUAAAAGUUUAGGGUCAAGAGCAGAACAUGGAGGGAAAAAAGUUUAGCGUGAAAAAAAGACUUUAAUUUACACAGAAAAGUAGAUUUUUGUAGGUAAAAGGUCAAGAGGAGUUUAGAUUUGUAGGUGGACUCAUUUUUAUCUUUUCUUUUUUUCAAGAGUCAUAAUGAUAUAGCUGUUUUUCAUGUUGCUGAAAGACCUCAUUUGAGGUUUUACACCUGUACCUGUUGGAAAUAGUGGAAAUGUAAAAUAGUUACACAAAAAGAGCCUAAACUCUUCAGUCAAACAGCUGCCAUAACAUGUUUCAGCUCGAUCUCUGACUUAAACGAUAGCUAUGACCAGAUCUUGAUUGAAGAGGGACACAACAUUGAAGUACUUGUCAGUAUGUGUGUGUGUGUGUAUGUAUAUGAAAACUGAAGAGAUCCGGAUACUGAAGGAGACAAAAAGCUCUUUGGUAUGUUUACACAGUAACACAUCAACAGGGAGCACGUUCCCAGCUAAAUCCUGGACUAGGAAGAAGGAAGUGAAGCUGAAGACGGAUCACAAUUAGUUGAGGCAUUGCAAACCAAAAAACCUUUGUCCUGUGGGAAAUACUCCAGUACAAGAAGCAUUUUGAUUAAAUGGGAACAGAAAACAAGUAGGACCAUUACAUCGACAUCGAAGUAGUCUUGAAGGAAAAACAUACCAGGAAUUUCUUAAAACUUGAGUACUGAUUUCGUACAGUCACUCUUUUCUAUUUCUAGUCAGGGCACUAGAUGUGCUCUUAAAAGUUUGUUUAGUCCACACACACAUCUCAAAUAUGUCAACAGCUCUGUUUAUUCAGAUCAUCCUGGAAAAGAAACAAGUCAGGAUGAGAAUUUGUGAACUAGCUGGCAGGUGUGUUUCUGCGGUUUUGCCAACAGGUUUAUCUGCAUCUUGUCUUUUUUUUUUAUUUUAAAACCAAUUCAAAGUUUUCAGUCUAAAGCUGAUGACAUGGUCCAGUAAUACGUACAAUCUGUAGAUUAUAUUCAUCAUUUCUAACUGAUGUCCACAAGUCUUUACUCUGGUGUGUAGUUUUACUUCUGCAACUUGCAUGAUGAAAAAAAAAUCACCUAUUUCUAAACUUAAUAUGAAGCCAAUAAGAAAGAGCCUGCAAGGGGAAAAAAAUGCAUUAUUGAAUUUAUGCAAUGCAUUAUUUUGUUAAAGUGAAAAUCUUUCUCACUUGUGCCUCUUUGUAAAAGUCAGUGUUUUAAUCAUAGAGCUGUUUUUUUUUUUGGAGGAGACCAGAUAGAGAAGCAAAGUCAGUGGAAUUUUGUACAUUGAAAGUUAAAACUGGGUGAAAAGUUGCACCUUCCCUUCCCCGGCAUCUUCCACUGAUAUUAAGCCUGUAUGAAACACAAAAGCAACUUGACUAGACUCCUGAAAAGUACAAAUGCUGAUGCAUCAACUGGGGAUCAGAGGAUGUUAGGAAGUCUUUUUUUCCCCCUUAUCAUUUUGUUUCUGCGGUUUUGUAUAACAAGUGGGAGGAGCCCAGGGAGGAUGGAAAGUGACAUGGGAAAUGAAUGUGAACUUUUUUUUUUAUCUCUCUCACACACUCACUUGCACCAUGUUGGAUGUCUGGCACAAGGUCGGAGGUGAAAAGAUUAAAAAAAAAUAAUAAUAAUAACACAGUACAUGCGGCAGGUUCUUGAGGAUGCUGUUUGUUGGGCCUGUGUCAAUAGUCCAAGUCCUGUUAUAACCUGUGUCCAAGUCUGAGUCAAGUCUUCAUUAUUAAUAUUUUUUAUCACAAACAAGGUGACUCUUUAACUUCAAACCAUUGACCAGAUGAACCUGGACCCAUGGGGCUUUUAAAUAAGUGGAAAACACCCUUUAACUCUUUAACACACCCUGGUAGCGUGUAUAAAGAUUUAAAGCUGCUGUAAGGAGUUUUUUAUAAGUUAUAAAACAGAUUCAAAGAAUCAGUGAUGCAUCUCUAUGUUGUACAAAAGCAAAUGAGACCACCGAUGACAAGGCUAGCAACAUCUCAAAUUUAUUUUCCAAUCCCUCUAACUGCCUUGAGGGGGUAGGUACACUGAAGAAACAGCCGCAGUUCUUUUUCCAACAUCAGAUAUGAAUGGAAAGUGAUCAAUUUCACUGUCAAAUGACAACAGAAGGAGAGUUGUACGCACAUCUGGACUUAUUCUAGUAUGUUAGUUUGUUGUUUGCCAUCUCCUUUAUUCCACCCCAAACCAUUCAGGUGUAAUAUGAUACAUGUAACACUCACAAAUACAUACAGAUUAUAAAAAAAAAUAAAUAAGUGUGAUUGUUGUUGCAAGUAUUCACUUGGACAGAGAGUCCAUAACCCUGGUAGUUCACAGGCUGUAUUUAGAUCAUUUAGCCAGCCUGACAUAUUAACAACUGUAUUUCAGACCUUGGGAUGAUAUUAAAAAGAAAUGUAAAUGACGCAUCAACAAGCCAAAACAGUUUCCAACUAUAAUGAAAAUUUUAUAAAGUGCUGUAAGGAAAGAGAGCAGUUUAGGAGGAGAAGUAAACCUCUAUCAUGAGCGGUAUCAGACCAUGUGAUGAAUGACACUUUGUUCUUGAAUGUGAAAUUUGGCAUAUGUGUGGGAUGUACCAAACAUUUCUUUGGUGCUCCGAAUGUCCUCUUACAGCUUUGUUUCUCACUUGUUGUCACAGUGGUUUUCUGCUGCAGGUGAGGAAUUUAAACACCUAGAUUAAUGAGUCAAGAGAAGUGAACAAGGCUGAUACUUGGAGAGGAGUCCAUGAAUAGUUUGAGUAUGAACAUGUUGUCAAUCAUAGCAUUGGGCCUUUUGUCCUUUUAGCACAAAAAUUCAGGUUAAGGGUUUCUUAAAAAUGUUGCUGCGAGUUACAUGGCUUUGAAAAAGGCCACUUGACAGUCACUCAGCCACCCCUUUUCUGUACAGUCAGACAGGCCUUCUGCAAACACUGAGCUCAAGUAGACACAGCUUCCUGUUUGAUGUGCCUGGGGAAGUUUUAAGGAAUCAUUUACUCAGAGCACCUCUCUCCUCUCUGUCACUCUUUGCACCUUUCUCCUCAUCGACUCCUUUGUUACUGUAUUGAAAUAGAUGCAGUUUUUGUUACUCCUCGUUUAGCCUAGUGAUAAAACGUCUGUUGCAUCUUCCACCAGGCUUGUCACAGUGAAAUGAAUCUUUUUAGAAAUAUUUUUCCUGUAGCUUGUGAGUUGAGAGUUAUUUAGCAGAAAGACUGAUACUAAAGUGUGUUCAUGAUGUGGGUAAAGUAACAUGAUACUGUCCCAGUACAUGGCUACAGCUCUGUGGUUACUGGGCUUCUUGACACCUCGCACAAUCCUUUCCUGCAUAAGGGAUUUAUUAACUGCUUGUUUAAGUCCCUGACUGGUGUGAGUGAGUCUUAACAUCUCAAUAUUGUGAAAUUUUGAAUGAAUCCGCUUUUCAAGAUAGUGGGUCUUGUCUGACAUGACUGUAGCUGCUCUUACUGUUAAUGCCACAUAUUUGUAUUCACCAUACAACAUCGUUUAGAAGAGGCUUUUAUCCAAAGCGACGUACAUACAAAUCAUACAAGAGGAGGACACACACUGGGAGCAAGGUAGGUUAAGUGUCUUGUCCAAGGACACAACAAACAGACUAGGGAUAGGGGGAAUUUGAACCACCAACCUUUCAGUUUAGGGCUGCAACGAUUAGUCGACAUUGACAAAAAUUGGUAAUGAAAAAAGUCGACAAUAAAUUCCAAUCCCAACUAUUGUUGCCAGACGUGUUUUUUCCAGUGGAGUGAGGCAACUUACUUCAUUACGAUCUCCGCCCAGAGUCACACAUGUGCAAUAGCAUCUCCGCUGAGCGGUAGGGCAUUCAAACAUAGUGCCGGUGGCCCAUACAGCAGCUACAAGUACGCGUUCAAAAACAGCCAAAGUUUGGGAGCACUUUAGCCUAGAUAAGGCAUAAAAAUAAAAAACUUGGAAGGUUUGCAAAGCAGACCUUGCGUAUUAUGGCAGCACAUCGGUGAUGCACAAACAUUUUCCGAUUAGUCAACUAAUCGUUUCAAUAGUUGGUGACUAUUUGACUAUUAACAUAGCCAUUAGUUGCAGCCCUAUUUCAGUUGCAAAGCGAUCUAACAGCUGAAAGGUUGCUAAGCUACUGCUGCCCCCAUACAACAUAAACUACACUUUUCUUUGACAGUCAAGGACACUUAAAGACUGAGUAGACUUUGUCAAGGCUGAUAUACAGAUUUGACUUAAAACACAAUCUUCGUCUUUUAUUUUUUCAUCUAUGGUGUAAAACUCAAAAUACUUCCACUCUGAGCAUCUAAGAUGUUGUAGUGUUAUGAUUAUCUCCUCAGUGUGGCUUUAGUUGACCAUUUCCUCCAUUUUUGUACAGUAUUACUGUAUUGUUUUUUUGAGGUUAUGAGUGCAUGGGUUUGCUAACUGGCUAAUGUUAGUUGGCACUGUGGAGCUGGCUUCCCGCAAUGCUAAGUGUGGCGUUUGUCUGCCUUAACAGUGGAAUAAAAGGGCUGUGGUGUAAAGACAUUACGACAGCUCUUCAAUGGAGCUCACUUUGGCUCACCGUACAAUACUGCAGUUUGAACACAAAAAGACCCAGAGAAAGUUAACCAUGUGUUUUUUUUUUUUGUUUGUUUUUUUUAUGAUCAGUUUUUGAUGGCCAUUCUUGCUCUACACCACAUUAGCAAUUUAGGACAAGUGCUACAUACUAGGGCUGGGCGAUAAAUCAAAAAUUUAGCGAUACCAAACUUUAAUAACCAAUGUCAUUUUGCCCAUGCCAAUAUAUUUGCUGUCAAAACACUAAAUAAAGUUGGUUUUGGAUGUGUGUAGGUAGGCUAUGGUCUCAUGCCCCUUUAAGUUGCUGUCCCACGUUUGAGAUGUGACCCACCGGAUCCAGUCCGUAACAAAGAGGGAAAGACGUGAGGAGAUGGAGGACAGUUCAAAAGUUGUAGCAGCUGGAGCGGUGGCUGGAGUUGACAUUGGGAGGGGGUGAGCAGCUUGUGGAGUAGUUAUCAUCCAUUUAUCAUUAUUGAGGUGAGCUGCUCAAUAUAUUGCGAUCUUGAUUUGAGGCUUUAUCGUCCAGCCCAACUACAUAUAAAAUCAAAAUUCUCUCUAAGUUGGUUUUGGGUAAAAAAAAACACUUUUACGUUAUUUUAUUUUGUACUUUUAUAAACUCUAAAAAGUCUUCAUGACACACCUGACUUUUUAAUGUGAAAAGUAACUAAUACCUAACACUAAAGCUGAAACGUCACUAAACCAAUAGAGAGAGAGAUAAUUUCCAAUCAUUCAUAUUUAAUUUUUUCCCUCUUUAUUCCUGAUAGGAAAAACAUGCUGAUGAUUCUCAGUGAGUAUGUCCGUUAUUCGCUUUCAUAACUUCUAAAUUCCCACAGGCUGAGAGCAGAGGACUGGCAGAGGACAUUGUGGGAUUAAAAAAAAAUGCUCACUGAAGUUGCAUUUUAAACAAGGCUCAGUGCAGGACUACUGAUGCCGAUCAGCUGGUGUUUUCUGCCAUGUAUUUAUGAGUCCAGCACAGGCGUUGCCAUGGGAACUAGCAUUACCCCUCAGGAGUAGCUCCAGUGAAUGUACAGCGGCUCAUCCGUGAGAAAUGAUUCUGCUGGGCUUUCUAGUUCAGCAUGAGAACAAUGGGAUCCGUUGAAUUGAGAUGAUCAUGCCUGCAAGACACGCACCUCUACUCUGGUUGUGUGCAUAUGGAAUAUUGAAUACAUAUUAACACAAACCUAACUCUUCUUACAUUUCUUUAUUUCCAUCAUGCUCUCUGGAUUAAACUUGCCUCUUUGUUCUUGGCAACUCAGACAAAAGAAAAGCAAAGAGGGCGAAACAACGGAUUUUCUUUCUCCUUCUAUUCCCAGACUCACUCCUCCAUUCUCUUCAGCUCUUCAAUCAAUGAGAACGUGAACUCUCCAGCGCUUUGUCUUGACAAUUGCUAUUUAUGUCUCUUUCUCAAAGACAUACUCUGUCUGAAGGGGGAAACUCCAAUAUUGCCUGACCUGCUUUCCACAGUGAAAGAUCCUGUCUGGUUCGAGGGGGAGGCAAUGCUCAGGGCGACUCCUUCACUGUACACUCAAAUGAGCUCCUCAGUCAGCAGCAGUCAAACUUGACUCUCAUCAGCCUUGGAAAGACAUUUCAGCUCUGCCUUGGGAAUACCAGCUGUAGUUUACAACACAAGCACAUUCCUUCAAAACUGCUUGGACAUAGGGACUGAAAACAUUCUGUUUUUGUUAUUUGUUAUCGCCCUUUAUUUUGAUUAUUUUCCUCCAACUACUGGCUCUGACUAACAAAGAAAGCACCAGACAGGCAGUGUCUCUUUUAAAGAACACAGAUUUGCAUUACUGUCUUAAUUCGGUGGUAAGUUCAAAGUUCUGCCCCUGAGAAACAACAUCUUAGUGUAGUGAGUGCCUUAGAUUCCAAUGAUCCACAUUAUUUGAUUGCUCUAUUCCUUUAGCACCACCAUGAGACAGUCUUCAGGAGCUUUCAGUCAAAUAAUUCAUAAACUGUUGAAAUAAAAGUCAAAACUAGUAAAAAUUGAACCACUGACAUUUCCCAUACAGUGAUGCUGGUAGAUGUCAGAUGUCGUGGAUGCUUCAGUAUCUCACAGUCAAUGCAUCUCAAAGUCUGGCCUCAUCCUUCCAACCAUAGACUGUAUGUACUAUGGACAACUUGGUUCCGCCUUCCGCCAGUAUACAGAUUAGAAGCUGAAAAGCUCAAUUUUUUUCUCCAUUUCCUGAAACCACCACUUGUGCAGUUGUAUCGUACGCAUUUGGCGGGAGAGUCGCUGUGAUGACACUCGGCUCAAACAGCGUAUCCCCAGGGUGAGCUAUGCAAUCUUCUUACGCCCAUAGGUUGUAUCAAGUGUCAGUCAUAGAAAUCAUGAACUCCCUAAUAACUUUUAAAAAUGGAGCUGUACAGAAAAAAGAGGACUUGAGCACACACUCGUCUUACAGUAACUACAUGUCAACAUCUCAAGCAGGAGGGAGAAAAAUUUAUAUUCUGGGUAAUAAAUUUUUUAAGUUUGUCCACAGCCACAUAAGGAUGGCUGGCAGAGGCGGGAUUUAUGACCUAUACUGCAUCCCGUCACCAGAGUGUUCUGUUCUCUCACCCAGCUUGGAGGCAGAUGGCGUCUAUUCUAUAUACAGUCUAUGCUUGCAACACAGAAAAUUGCAUUCAUUGCAGUGCUUGAUUUUCAGUUCCCUGCUCUUCAUCAAAUUAACCAGAGUCUGAGAGCGUAUCAACUCUGUCUGGAACUUUUCAUAUUCUAAAGCUUAACUUAGCCUUGUUUUACGACAGGUGGCAAGAGCUAAAGCUAGCAUACUAGCAUAACAACACAAUAACUGAGUUAUUAGACUAACAUUCACAACCUGGUAAUUGUUUUUGACUAAUUGUUUUUGAUAAUUGUAAUUGACUAAGGACCCAUUUUUCCCUGCUUCAGGGAGCUGAGCUGAGCUAGGAGUAUAUGUGAUAUACCCUGUUUGACAAAACAAGAUGUGUGUUUUUGUCACUGUUGUUUUAACAUUUAUUCCCACAUUAGUUCAGUCUGGCGUAUUAGGUUACUGACUGACCAGGAGUCAUCUUUUUAUUUUCUCUCUGUGACAGAAGUUUAAAGGGAUAUUCAGGCGUAAAAUUAAUUUAGGGUAAAGUCAAACACACUGUAACACCGAGUUAGACACCCUCUCGAGAGAUGGAUGUUGCUGACCGCUUGGUUCUCUAGUUAUACCAACUUUAGUAACGACCACAGGAUAGCAAUACACAGCGGUCUGAGGAGCCACCCACAAACCUCAACCAAAAUGCCACUCUAUAGCCACAUCUUUUUAGCCUUGCCUAAAAAGAUUGAGGUAAGGCUACAGUUUUGCUCUGCUAACAUGGUACAUGCUCUGUGUAGACACAUUUUAUUUUGGAAGGAGCAAAGUUAAGGCCAAGAGAGGUUUGAUCUUUGAAUUAAGUCUUCAUUUGCUCCGCAUGAACAUAAAAUAUAUUAGGAAUUCUAUCUCUUAGCUGUUGCUUUUCAAGUAGCAUAUAAAUGUUGUGCUUAUUCAGCAAUCCAACAUCACUAAUUACUGUUCUAAAUAUUUGUACGUCAUCCUAAAAAGUCCCCUCUUUGUCAUUUAGAAAAAUAAAGGCUUUGUCUCCUGGCAAACCUUGAGUUUUUUUAUACAUAUACUGUAUAUCCAUGCUAUCCUGCAGCAAAUCAUUGAAAGGGAUCUGUACAUGAAAGAAGCCCUGAUAUUUCUGGUUAAUUCAUGCUUUGUAUUUUUUUCUUUAUAUUAAAUCAUCAUCAAAAAUGAAAUUUACAAAUGUAUUCAUCAUGGAAAUAACUUUUCCAUGAGCAGCUUCAGAUCAGUAUAACAGAGACAGCAGUGAAAGGUUGAGACAGGAGAGGACAUGUAGCUGAUACUGCUGCAGUGACUCAGACCAGAAUGUUGGGAGCAGUGAGAUGAAGAGACGAGUGAUACAGAGCUCAAGCAGGGUUGUAGAGGGAGACAACUGGGGGUGGAUUGGGGGUGGAAGAGAGAAGGAUAACUCUGGGAAGAGAUGCAUGCUGAAACCAGGUUGACUUUAGGUUAGAGUACUACCUUUUUCUUCUGAAUAUUCCUCUUUGAGUAAUGAAUAUAACAUACAAACCCAUUCAGACUCUCCUCUGACUCUUCAGUGUCCUCAUAAUAUCUCAUAAAAUAUUUCAAGAAACAGAUCCUGCUGUUAAGGCUCUAGUGGAGCUUUUAGUUUAUGUGUGUUCGUGAGAAGAAAGAUCUGUGAGGUUUUAUGUCUCUUUCUCCAGAUGUGUAACUAUGUUUCCUUCCCUACUGCAGGGUUUCUGUGUACAUAUGCAUGGUCACUAUGGUACAAAAUUGGACGAAUGAACUCGGUUUACCCAGCUUUUUGUUGAGCUGAGGUGAGCCCUGCUACCCUCUUGUGGUAACUCUGCUUGCCCAGGCUGUCAGUAUGGAAACCACCGCCAAAACAAAGAUUACAUUCCAGUGUUACAUUGCACAUCUCUGCACUCUGAAGUCGAGAUGACAAGGUACAAUCUGUAGACCACGAUCAGACCCAGAAACUUUCAUCUCGGUAAAUCUUGACUUUUUAGAUCCUUUGAAAUGCCCCAGCUUUAUUUACAUUGCACCUGUUGUACAAAGAGGCAGCCCAAAAUACAUAAAUAUGUUGUACCACCUUUAAUUAAAACAGCUGUAGCAUCAGUCAUGCCAGAUCGCACAAGAGAACUGAAAUAUAAGGUCCGUAGGGUCACUUUUGGGUUUCUGUUUUGCUGGAGUAAAAAAUGUGAAAGCAAGACUAACCAGCACUUUCAUACAGCCUGCAUUGUUUCAACACAGAGACUGAGUUGGCAUUGAGGUCCUGACCGCUGCCUGCGGGCAUGAUAGUGCUCAUUCCUUCAACACCAUGUGUAGCAGUGCCAGGGUGUAGGUGGACAGACAAGGUCGCCCUCUGUUGCAAUGACUGUCUUGUUAUUUAUCGCUAAAGUUUAAGUUACAGAAAAAGCUCAACAUGAUGAGUUACAAUUGUGCUAUUUUUUUUUUUAAACUUUUACAGUAGCUUACUUUUAGUGCUGCUUUCUUCCCAUGAUACAUAAUUUGAAAAGCUGUAUGCAUUGUAAGGGUGGAGCCACUGCUUUAUUACAGUUGUUGAAGGUGGAACGAGUGUGGCUUGCCCUUUGAUUUGUUGCAUUGACAUAUUUUUCUGUAGUUUGAACUUUUUAACUUAACAAUUUUUUUUUUUUGAGUAUAGUUUGCCCCAUGUCUUGUACCCUGCUUGUACUCUCGCUCAACUUUCUGCAUCAGUUUGUGGCAUUUUUCCAAUUGUUCAAUAACUCUGUAUCUUCUUGUCUUUCAGGCACUGGAGAGAGCGGCAAGAGCACCUUCAUCAAACAGAUGAGAAUAAUCCACGGGUCAGGCUACACAGAUGAGGAUAAGAAGGGCUUCACCAAACUGGUCUACCAGAACAUCUUCACCUCAAUGCAGGCCAUGAUCCGCGCAACUGAGACCCUCAAGAUUCCCUACAAGUACGAACAGAACAAGGUGCGUACCAUGAAAUUUAAAGUGAAAGUGUAUUUUGGUGCCUAAACUUUAAGUCCAAAUGCAGAACCUUUACAGAAUUGUAUUGAAUCAAAUAAUGCCUCCUAAAUUCAAACAAGCAUCUCAAGAAUCCUGACGAGAAUCCUACAUAUUGUCUUGUUUGUGAGGCUAAUGUGGUGCUGAACAGCUAGUGUGGCAUUAUACAAGUCCUGGAAUGGACUGCACUGGAUUGGUCAAUGUAUAGUAGGGUGACCAUACUCUGAAUACCCAAAAAAAGGACACAACUACGCAGGGGCAGAUUAACAGAGUUACACAUAGUUAAUUUUGAGAGUUUUACGGGUCGGAUCAAGAGUUUUUUAUGCGCCUCUAACUCAGUAAGUGCAGGCGACACAAACUCUAAACUUCCUUACAAAACCCUGGACAUUUGAAGGAUUUUAUAAAUUCCCCAUACAAAGCCGGACAAUGCCAGACAUCUCCCAAAAAAGUGGACAUGUCUGGGUAAAAGAGGACUUAUGGUCAUCCUAAUGUAUAGACUGCACUUGUGUAGCUCUUCUUAGGAUGACACAACCUUUCAAAACCUUAAUUCACCUUUUCAUCCACACAUUCAGUAAAUCAUACCUUUGCUAUUUUCACAAUCAUUGUUUUGCCCAAAGACACUUCAAAGGGCUCACAAUAGGAUCCUGUGUUUGUUGAUAGGUCUUGGAGCCCACUAGAGGGCAUGUGACAAGGUUGUAUAGUUUUUUUACAGUGAUGUCAAGUAAUGUCGCUUGGUUAGCUAUUGUUUUGGCUCAGUAGCAGAAGUAUAAAAAUGAAAAUCAUGUAUUUGAAACAUUUACCUUGCUUCUUCAGGUCCUGGACUGACAUGCUUUUGUUAAAAGUUUGCUCUUAUGCUUUAUUUUUUUCUUCUAGAAUAACGCUCAGCUGGUCCGUGAAGUGGACGUGGAGAAAAUUUCAACAUUUGACCAGCCGUACAUUAGUGCGAUAAAGAUGCUUUGGGCUGACCCUGGCAUCCAGGAGGCCUACGAUCGCAGGAGAGAGUACCAGCUCUCCGAUUCAACCAAAUAGUAUGUCCCUGAACUAUGGUCUUUUCAUUUUCUUUAUGAAUCAAAAAGAGGGAAAUUGAAUACUGUGAAACUGUGACCUCUAGCUCGUGUGAUAUAAUAAUCUCAGUCAGGGCGGGAAUAUGUGAAAAGUUCUACUGAAGAGCUUAUUUUUUAUUCAUUUUUAAGAAACAACUUUUUAAUGUGUUAAACAUAAACUGACCCUGUCAAUGAAAUGUGAUAUAAGUACUAUCUAACCGUGACGCAGCUUAGGGAUGGGCGAUAAAGGCAAAAAAAUCAUGUUAAUUUUUGCCAUUCUGGCGAUAACGAUAAAAGUCCCGGUAAAAAAUAUUAAAAUUCCUAUCUAUGUUUUCGACUCAUUCUGCCUUGAGGACACCAGUUGGCUGAGUCAAAUAAGAUACAUAACUACAAGUUUGAGUGGUAGGCUGUAGGGAAAACUAGUGAAAUGUGAAAACACUUUGAGCAUUUAUAGAAAACUCUUAUUGCACAGAGUGAGCAGAUCCACAGUGUGAUGUCAGGCAUACCUGAUUGCACUCGUCUAAACCCCAAUCUUGAAGGAAAUCCCUCAGGUGAAGUUUUUUUUUUUUAGCAACAAACUGCUCAGAGACGUCUUCUUCACCACCUUCAGCCAUGUUUGUUAUUUAUUUAUAUUUAUUGUGAAGGAAUUUUCUGACGAUAAAUCGUGAAUUCUAAUUUAUUGCCCAUCCCUAAAGCAGAUCCAAACAAAUGAUCGAGCACUUUGAGAACAGGCAGUAAGAGAGUGAUGUUUGAGAAUAUCUGAGAAAGUUAAAGAAAUGUAUGUUCAGUGCAAGCCAUGUGGAGUUAAACUUGCAUGGUUAUUUAGUGUUAAUUUCUAGUGCAUGAGAUGAAUGCCCUCCCAUAUAAUUGAUGUGCUGUGAGUAACAGAGAGACCCAGAGAUGCAUUCAAAAUUUACUACCUGUUUAAAGACAUUUUUUGAAAUGUUUUUUUGUAACCUGUGUCAAUGUUGACAUGUCAACAGAGUUUCAGAACGGGGAAUCCAAGAGGAUAGAGGAGUUGGGGUAAAAGAGUGGGCAGGUUACAAAUGACUGCUAAUGAUAUCAGGGCUAAUGCUAACCUCCUUAUAUCUGUUUUUGUCUCAUAUUGCUGCUUUUAAAAAUUAAGAACCUUGAAAAUUUGAGUUAAAGGAUGAUUUUUUUCAUUUUAAGUUGCUAUUGAAUGUAUAACAAUUUGUUAAUGUGUUGGAAUUGGUUGUGUCAUAGACAUACUUCAACUCUCUGGGUCUCUUUCUUGUAUACACUGUACAUUUAAACUAUAUUGCAUGCAUGUUUAGCUCAGUGGUUUGCCUGUAUGUCACAUGUCCCCUCCCCCCUCCACAGUUAUCUUACUGAUUUAGAACGAAUAUCAACGACUGGGUACGUGCCCACUCAGCAGGAUGUGCUGCGGGUCCGAGUGCCCACCACCGGCAUCAUUGAAUACCCUUUUGACCUGGAGAAUAUAAUCUUCAGGUACUGGUGUUAAGUGCUGCUGCUGAUGUCACUGGUUGGCUCGCUGCUCGGCAGCUGGUCAACCAGUCGGAAACCGUCAAUGCCGCUAUCUGCAUCUCCCCUGUUCUGCACAGCGGGGCCCAGCACUUUCACACAUCCACGUUGGCACGCUCUCAAAGAUUGACGUCAAUAGGCCCCGAUCCUUCUUUCAUACAAGGGAGGCCAUUUCAGUGUGUACCCAGGCUGUUAAAGUAAAUUGUUAAACCAAUUUUUUGGUGUCAAGUUAAAACAUUUUUUUGCUCAAGUUAAACUUCUAAUUCAGCACUGAAAGGAUGGGCAGAGUAAGAAAUUGAGGACUGUUGGGUCUUUGGUAGCUGCCAUCGAGGAUGAAGCUAACUUUCUCAGAGAGAACCUUGGGGGUAAAGAGACAAACCUAAACCCCUCAUAACUCUUGGGAAUGGCUUCCUGUGGUCACACUGGACUGAUCCACUUGCUUUUGGCAGGGGUGUGCUGUAUCUGCUGUUAUGCUUCACUUUCUCUUUCCUCCCUCUCUCUGUCCCUAUUCUUCUUGUUUCUAGCUAUCUAAGCGAUCUGGAUCGUAUUGCUGAUUCGUCCUAUCUGCCAACCCAACAGGAUGUGCUUAGGGUUCGAAUCCCAACCACUGGGAUCAUAGAGUACCCUUUCGACUUGCAAAGCAUCAUUUUCAGGUAGAAGAUGAUCCACAUGGUUUUACUAACUCAACUUCAAUAACCCCUCAGUGUUCUGUUUUUAUUCUAAAAAUCUCAAGAGCUGUCUUAAGUCUGAGGUGAAAUAUUCACACUUCAUCCACAACAUGAUUCAUUUCCCCAUCUUGUUUGAAUUUGUCCUCAUCCUUCCUUUUAUUUUCAGAACAUUUAAUGUGACACACCAGUCAGGAAUGCUGCCAGAGCUGAUAGGCGUAGGCAAUCAAUGAAUUACUUGAUUAAUAGAAAAUUAUUCUCCAACUGCAUUAUUAAGUAUUUGUUUGAAGUUGGGAUCCUUAAGAUUUCAGUCCCGGUUUAUUUGGGGACACCUACUGUUACCAUGGUAACAGCUAGUGCCUUUCAAUUCAACAGCAAACCGAAAUGAAACUGAAAAACCACAGAGUGAGCCUGUUUUUUCGCUGCAUCUAAACAAACUAAUGUUUCCAAAAUAAAGCCCGUCAGUGAAAGAAGAGAGUCUUCCUUGUGCUGUUAGGAACUUUGAUAUCAUUUCAUUUCAGGUAGACCUUUUCAGACAGGGACAAAAUAACAGAAGCUGGUUACCUUGCUAAUGAGUUGGGGAAGACUGUUUCCUGGUCCGCUCCCCAAAAAAAAAAAAACAGCUCACUGUAGCUGCUCCUGUAUCACUGCUCUGAAAAAGAGGCAGUGAGAUGAUUGUGGUGUGUUAUUCUGACUCUCUAUAGGCACAGGUGUAAAAAGAAAAAAACAGUGAACUGUGAAAUACUGAUGAAUAACACAAGCAGUAUUUCCUGAAAUCGGUUUUAUAUUGGCAACUAAUCUGAAAUCCAGAGUUGGACUUCUAACCACAUCACAUGUUGAUGUUCUGUCUGCCAUUUGGAAGCUCUGUUGACAUGUCAACAUUGAUAUAGAUUUAUUCCGUUUUAAACCUGAUAUUUACCUUUUUUGCUUCAGAUCAUCAAUGUUGACAUCAGUUGCUAAAGUCCUCCGUUUUAUCCCUGCAUCUCUGCGUUUUCCUAUGCUGAUACCUUCAGCACUCAGGCCGGUGGCUACAAUGGGCCACAGGCAUCUCAAAGCUUCAGUGGAAAUGUAACCCACCUCCUCACUAGUUACGCCUGUGACAGCCCACGCCAAAGUCUUAAAUCUUAAAGCUGAUCUGAACUCCCUGAAGUUGCAUCACUGUUGGACCUCUGCUCAUGGCUGGAAAACUUGCAGCCCGUGUACAGCAGGUCUCCUGUGGCUGAGAAUGGCCUGUCUCCAAAGGGUCAACCUUGGCUGAUCUCAGAUCCUUUUCAUUCGCGGCCGACUGUCAUAAACGGGCUUUAAAAGACCCGUCUGCUGUACAGCUCAUGUGAAGUUGGUGCUGGCAUUGUCGUCCCAUUGUCAAACUUUUUAAUACCUUCAGACUCGCUUCAGGCUGGGAGAAGGAGAUGACUGAGACAGUCUCCAAUUUUGUUAAUUUAAUUGCUUUCAAAUCCGUCUAUCAUGUUUCCCAGAAGCACCAUUCCAAACAUUUUUACUCUAGCUCUAAAGAUUCUGAAUUUGUAGCCACUGCUAACUCAAGCAUCUCACACCCAGUUUCAGACAAAUCACUGACUUAGGAAAGUGUUGCUUUGACUGUUGAAGUUACAUCAAGAAUGAAUCAGAAACAGUCAAAGCCGUUUGAAUAGAAGUGUCAGUAUGGCAGGAUGCUGCUGUCUUUGUUCAAAAAUAGUUUUAAUUUAAUUUAUCCAUCCUCACAGGACCUGAAUGCCUUGGAUUUACUGACGUGGUUAUUUAAAGUGGGCAAAAUAAUCCUGUUGAAGCGAUAGAAAUCUAUAGUCCUCCCUCACCAACCAUUGCUUCGUUGGUAAACUAAAAGAGCUUUCUCAAUAUAUGUACAUAGAAAUGAUAAUACAACCCCCACUCUCUUGAUUUGUUGUCUGAUGCCUCUGAUGACCUUGAGAAAUUAAGCAGUAAUCUGAACAUUCCACAACAUAUUACUGGGCUCACCGUACCCAGACCAAAAAAGCCAAACAGGUCCAAAUUUGUGGCUUCUGGUGUGUUUUUUAACUUGGAAUCAGCGAUCACUGCCUGGUUGUUUGAGUUAGGAUUUCGCAUAUCGUCACCCUAUUAAAAUAAUGGCCUAAGUCAUUUUUUGACAAAAAUGAGUUUUUGGCCUUGAUCAUCUCUUAAAAUGAUUUAGAGAUGAUUUAGGCAAAAAACUCAUUUUCGUCAAAAAAUGACUUAGGCCAUUAUUUUAAUAGGGUGAUAGUAUUAAGAAAAAGAAAUCAAGACCUAUUUUUCAAAGUAAUAUGAGAGUCUUUGAUGACCAGGGAUUUUUCCAAAAACUGUUUUCAUCUGUUUUUUUUCUGAUGUUGACAUGACACCAGACUAUUUCAUAAAAACCUUAAUUGACAGUGCUAAUACACAUACACUCUUCAGUAAACUCAGAAUAAAAGACAGGUCCCUUGGUUCCCCCCCAGAGCUUUCCAAUCCGUCUAAAUCAAGAAACACAGCGCGGUCUCUCAGUAGACACUCAGGUGUUUCCCUCUUGCCAACUUUAAAACAAAUGCACAGCCCAUUUAUAGAAUGAGAUCUGAAACUUCUUCAUAAACGUCAACCAAAUCCAUCUGCCUUUGGAUCAGGCUUUGUAUUUGGGCUGCAUCUCAGCCUUUAAACGCAUAUAAUUUAUAGAUCAAAAUUAGGUUAUCUGAAUUAGAACAAUAAAAACAAGGUUUAUAUGUUGACGCUCUACUCCAGAAGUUUUGAAUAUCUUACAAACAGACAGAGACAGACUCUUAAAGGCAGUGAUUUUAUGUAAUAAUUCCUCUUAGUUUAUUAUUCCUGGAGAGUGGUCUUGGCAGAGAGACUGUCUUGGAACCCGCCACCAAUACGUCCAGCAGCUUCCCUUCCUCCUCCUCCUCAUGCAAAAAAAAACAAAACAAAAAAAUGGAGAAGAUGAGGAGCUAGAGAUGGAUCCGGGGAACAAGAGCGAUUACAGAAGAGCGCAAAUCGAUUGGAAGCCAUCAUGUCAGCCCCCUCCUACGCUUGGCAGAGCUAGAAAUAACUCUGCUUGCAAUGAGGUUGUGCUGAAGAGGUUCCCAGCAGCCCUGCUGCAGCGCCCUGAUAGGCUCGUCUCUGUUUGGCUGUGCUGUUGGCGGUGAAUCACUGCAUGCUCUCAAUGACAUCAGUUCUGUGUGAGGAGACCAAAAAUACAAACAUGAAUUGAUGAUAACCGUGAGGUGUCAGGUUUUAUUGGAAGAAAAGCAUGCUUAUUGAAGAUUCGUCGAUCAGCGGUUUAUGACAAUGUUUGUCAAGCAUAUGUAAAAAAAAAAGGUCUGAAGACGGUCUACGCAGGAUAUGAUGUUCCAUGGCCUUAAAGUCAUGUUUGGAAACAAGAACAUGUUGGAUCACUGUUGUAGCUCCAACAAGGAAUCCUUUCACAGACAAACAUCUCAAUUAGCCAUGCUUCCUUCUCUUUUAAUUAGCUUUGAAGCCACAGAAAAUGUAAUUUCUCCUAGCUUAUUCAGCAUAGGAGAGCUUAUAGCACAAAGUAGGUCACUCACCCUUUAUAGAGAGAGAGAGAAAAAAAAAUGAUGGUUCUCGAUAUGAAGGAGUUUCAUUUCAGGCUAGCGGUUCUGGAUGAGUCCAUCUAUCAGUGUUGUCAGGGUCUUUCGUAACUGCUUGUAAAUUAGUGAAAAGUAAACUAGUGUUAGCAGUCUAAGGGCAGAUAUCUUUACAAAUAUCUGAACAGCACAAGAAGACAAAAGUUGUCCUUCCUUCAAUAAUGAUAAGACUUCUGCCAGGACGGAAAAAAGGCUUAAGAAAAAAAUCUUUGGAUGUGUUUUUUAAUUUUCUAGUUUGAGUUUUGACCGACACGGCCACCAGGGGAGCGCUUCAAAUUCUGGCUUCACUUUAGAGAGCUGUUUUGCUGUCCAUGCUUUUAUACAGUCUUUGACACACCCUAAACCAACAAAAGGAGGAAAACUUUUUACUUAAAAAUGUAUCUCUGUUGUGUAUCAGUGUUCCUGCAUCCUUCAUCGUUCUUUCUUUGCCUUUUCAAAUCUCUGGUUUUCCAUUUUUACACAUCUGAUUAUCCUCAACUGCUACCCUUCUUCCCUGUUGCUGUUAAUGUGUGCCUCAUAUUAGCAUCUUUAAAAAAAAAAACACAUCUAUAAAAACAUUGUCCUGCAUGAGCUCUUCUGCAUCUACUUUGCAGAGAAGAGAGGGAAGGAUGGUAUUGAUUGCUUAAAUGCAUACACUUCUUUGUGAUCUUGGUUUGCUGUGGGGAAGUUCUAUUCUAUCCUCUCUGUAAUUCUCUCCGCACAUUUGUGGUCCACAUUUCUUACAUUGGUGGUCUCAGUGAUAAGGCCCAUGGGUGAAUGAACUACAAAUUAAACAUGAAUUUGAAUCAGUGUUAGUAUUGAACUUAAAACAAAGUUUGGUGCAAAAUUAACGAAUUUACAUCAUUUUACAAUGACUGCACCUUUGCUUGGAUUAAUUCUGUAAUUUAAGAGAUUUUUGUCCUGGAGUGACCCUUGGCUUGUCUUGAAACUAUCACUCAGGGUCUCCUUUUUGUUUUUCUAAAUUUUUAGAAAAAUUGAAUUUAGAGUCAUGCAUGUAGUUGGAUUCACUCGUUGGAUUUGAUAUUCUGAUUCUCUUGAGGUGUCAUAAUUUAGGCAUCUAUUUAGUAUUUUAGAAAAGUAAAAAAAUUCAAUGUACUAAUCCUGAGGUUGAAUACAUGAAAAAUCACAAUCAGUAGAGUGAGAAAUUCCAUUCUAAUUCCUGUCUUCUCUUCUGUUUGAUUUCUUCUGCCUCCUGAUUGGUGACCCACCAUCUGGCCUUCCAAUCAGGAUGGUGGAUGUGGGGGGUCAGAGAUCAGAGAGAAGGAAGUGGAUCCACUGCUUUGAGAACGUCACCUCCAUCAUGUUCCUGGUGGCGCUCAGCGAGUAUGACCAAGUCUUAGUGGAGUCGGACAACGAGGUGAGACAGACACAGGAUCAAGUCAUGAUUUUCUGAAUUGUGGACAGCAUAAACAAAAUUUUGUCACUCAGAAUUAAUCCUGAGGCGCUAAGAUAUUUUAAGAAACCAUCACAGGUGUCAUUCCAAAUUGGAAAUAAAUGAUUAUAAGUAGUUUGCCUGGACCUGUUCAAAGUCAAAGCUGCACUAGACCUUAACUUUUAAUUACAUUAGAUUGUGUCUCUGUGUGAUUCGUUCUUCAACUCUGUAACUUAAAACAUAACAAACCUCUGAAAUUUUCCAUCAGUUGAGUGUUAAAGCUCUUUGUUAUAGUUUUUCAGCGUGCAGCUUUAAUGUUUAGGAUCAUUUUCAUCAUUUUGGAAAAGGCAAUGCCAUAACAGUCAAAAAAGAAGGAAAAUAAAACGUUUUCUGCAGUGUCAUGUUAAUGCACUACAAGGAGGGUUUUCCAGCCAACAGUUGUGUACCAGAAUUAACAUGUAAUACUUAAAUCCUUCAAUGCACAUUCAGCCUGCGGAGGGAUCAGUCAUAUGUGGCAGUGUCCAACUUUUCUCAGUGUUGACAGAGACUCCAGACCAGAUUUUACAUCCUACACUUGCAGACGUCAUAGAAACCAACAUUCGACUCAAUAAUCAACUGUCUUGUUUUCAUUUUAUAUUCUUGCAAAUCUGUACAUCCAUAUUCAGUUCUCUUUCUCUGUUUAUCUGCCACAUUCAUUCGUCCUCUUCGCACCAGUUGACAGUAUUACACUGAUUUAUCAUUUGUCGAAUUCUGAGUUUCCUCAUGUUACAAAGUAUUCAGGGAGCGAUUAUAAAGCUCUGACAAGCUGAGGUAUCAUAGGAGACUUUGUAUUAUUAACAGGAGGACAAAAACAGUUUCAGAAUUUAAUACAAAGGCCUGCCUCUAAUACAAGUCCUGGAAGGCCUGGGACCUUCUGCAGAUAAGAAAAUUAAAGGUCUGGGCUUGUAUUUGAGGAUUUUGUGUGGUUAUCAUUAACAGAACCACUGGAUGUUCACUUGUAUACCCACAAAUGAAUCUCUCACCAUGAACCUACAAAUGAACUUCCAUCUCUUGAGUUCUCAGAUAUAUUUUUUUUCUUGUAUUUAUGUCAUGGAUCCUAACUCUGCUCUGUUCAGAGAGAAUUAUAGCCAAUAAAACUAAUGUGAUCAGCCGCUGCAUGCCCUAUGCUCCCCUUCUGACAACAAACCCUUUCUCUGACCUGGUCAUAUGACUACAGAGUUUCAUAAACCAGGCUCAGCUGCCAGCUUGACUCACUGUUGACUGUGAAGCUUUAGUGAUGUACAGCUGAUAUAGUUUACCAAGGUCAAUGUUUGUACAACAGCAGUUUCCUAACUACACACAUACAGCAUACUGUUAUCUUGGACCAGCCCGCUCAAACGUGGGGCCUCAUUGCACAUAGGAACACAGAAACAUGUUUUCAUUCUCCUGUGUUGCUGUUUAUUUACUUUUCCUGCCUGUAAUGUGCACAUGGUCCCAGGUGGUAGGCGACAAUAGAUACUUCUGAUGCUGAUACCCAGCUCUGUUUCUAAACAGUGAUGGCUGAUGCGAGAUUGGGCAGUGUUCAGCCAUCACAGUCCACAGAUGUAAUCCCGUUGUGCUGACAGGCUUCAGAUUGAGACUUUGACCCUCUGGACCAGUCGGAGCCCGACCGCAUUUGUUUUCAAACCUCUUUGAUUUCAUCUGUGCCAUCUGGCAGGGAUCGUGUUAUGACUCUCCAAGAAUAAACUGUAGGAGCAACGCCGACAUUGAAUUUCGAUCAGAAAUAAGAAGAAGACGUGUCAGACAGGAGGUCUUGUCUUUUGGCAGUUUACACAAGUGGGUUUCUUAAUCCUUCUGCACCACUUUUUCAGUGCGUGAGGCAGUUUUCCUCUGAGGGAUAAAUCUGAAUCAUUCCUCACUACUGUACCUUCUGUUCACUUUGAAUGCUGCAUUCAAUCUCCACGCUCUGAGAUGUAGACUGUUUGAAUAUACGCUCUUAUUGGUGCACAGUUUCCAUGACCAAGGUGCAUUUUCUCUCCAGUUUGAAUUCACUAUUUCUGCUGACAUAUCAUUACUUGGUCUGUUCCUCCGUCUAAAAUUAGUGCUGUUCUCUUGAAUUAUUCAUCAGCUGGACACACAAUGCCCAAAUAUAACCUUCCAAUGACUUCACUUUAAAAAGUGUUUUUGCUGUAGAUGAAUUGAUCCAAGUCACUGACAGGGAGAUGCAUUUCGGCAGUGUCUUAUCAGAAUUUGAGAGAAAUACUAUUUCAGGAGGUGUACCAUGAGGCAAGAUUAGAAGAUAAGCUGGAUCUGUUGAGUUUUCGGUGUCUCAAACCUGGCCCUAGAUCACCAUGGUAACAAUUUACCGCAUACAAAAAGGACAACUGUCAAUCAUCCGUCUCAGUCAAAUAACUAAAUAAAACGCUGACAUAAAUCAGCAUGGUGAGAACUCUCUGUGAUGACAGAAAAUAUGUCAAAGAAAAGUUGGUUCAUUUGAUUUGUUGAUGCUGUCAUCUCAUUCAUUAAUGCCUGAUGAAGUCCUCCACAGGCAACAUGUAAACCAUCAGCUAGUGGGAGAGUUUCUGGAACCAUAACAUAUUUUGAUGACAGAAAAUAGACCGGCUUUUGCAAUUACAUGUGUGUAUUACAUCAGGCAGCCUACACACUUUUAACUCAGUUGAACUCAUAGUCAUGGAUGUAAUCUCCCCGUCUCCUCCCCUCUCUUCUCUUAUUUUCCUCUGUUUCAAUUUCAGCCUUUCAACUAUUUUUGCAGGAAAAAUAUGAAAAAUAAAUUUGAUUAGCCUAUAAAUAUUUAUCACAUUAAAUCAAAUGCAUAAACUUGUUGAACAAAGAGGCUUCUGAAGUCACUACUUGUGUUUCCCCAUUUUUCGUGAGGGUAUCUUAAAUUUUAUUUGUGUGGUUGUAUAUUUUAGAGCUGUACUGUGUGUCAUUUUUACCUUAGCAUUAAGCAAUGGCACUUUGCACUGUAAAAUCCAUACACUGUAUUUUCACUUCAAAGUAACAAUAUUUUCUCCAAGAUUCAUUUCUUAAUCGCAGCAGCACUGUUGGUACUUAGAGCAAUAACAUAUUCAUCAUUAUCUUUUACAAGCAGCCAGUGAUAGUCCCCUUUUGUGCGGAAGAAUCUUCAAAUGAUUCAAUAAAUGUCCUUUUUCAUGUGAAAGCACUUAGAGCCAGAAAGUCUGAAUUAAAAGAGAAUUCAGAGCUAGAUAUCUUUUAUUAGAGCAGGCUUUGUUGAGCCAGCUUACCCCAAGAAAGACCAGUUAUGUUGAGCCCACUUUAUGGUACACCUCUUAAGUUUUAAGUGUUGGGCAGCUAUUUAACUCUUGAAUAUAAGUUUAAAGAAGAAUCCUAAUAAUAAAAUGCUUGUUGUUGUGUCAUAAGUAACAGCUGAAGCGCCUGUGCGUAGGUCAAGAGUAAUAAAACCUGUUAAGUUGUUGCAUUAACAGUAGAAAUUUAUUAAGUCAUGUAUUUUUUUACUUUUUCUUUUUAAAGAAUCGUAUGGAGGAGAGUAAAGCUCUGUUCAGGACCAUCAUCACAUAUCCCUGGUUCCAAAACUCCUCAGUCAUCCUCUUCCUCAACAAGAAGGACCUGCUGGAGGAGAAGAUCAUGUACUCUCACCUGGUGGAUUAUUUCCCUGAGUUUGAUGGUGAUUUUAACUUCUUUCUUGUUUCCUACUUUAUUACACAACAAUAUCACAUUGUUAAUAUCAUUGAAUGUUUGUACAGUGCAGGACUAUGCUACGACUGUUGAUAUAUUUAUUUAACUACCUGUGUUCGAGGAAAACCGAGCCAUUGCUCAACCUCUUGUCAGUAAUGAUCUGUGAUUUUUCACUCAGUCUCUUUGGAAACUGGAAGUUUAGAGCCAACUAAAAGCUUUCUUUAUGUAACAAAGCACUGACGGGUGUAUAACUCCAUGCAUUUUCUUGUUCCCUAAAUAUAAAACUUUCACUGGGAAAAGCACCUUUUACUUGUAUUCGUGGUGGUAUAGUGACACCCCCUGGUGAAAGAGUGGUAGUACAUUGAAACUGAAAUUGGCUAAACAUGGUUAAUCUCAAUCUGGAUUACGACCCUUUAAAUUAAAAAAAUUAAUAAAACUACUCAUCUAUCUAAUACAUGAAAAAUAUAUAAGCAUUUCUUGAACCAUUGCAAAAUAAUAAUAAUUUCAAAAACAGGUGAAAUAAUGCAAAUGAUGUUGGUUGGAGCUUGAAUUAAUAUGUUUUCCUCCUCUAUCAGGGCCUCAGCGGGAUGCCCAGGCAGGUCGGGAGUUCAUCCUGAAGAUGUUUGUGGACUUGAACCCAGACAGUGACAAGAUCAUCUACUCCCAUUUCACGUGCGCCACUGACACAGAGAACAUCCGCUUUGUCUUCGCGGCUGUCAAAGACACCAUCCUGCAGCUCAACCUCAAAGAAUACAACCUGGUGUGAAUAGUAGAAAAAAAAAAAAAGGAAUGAGCGAAGGAGAGAGAGAGAUAGAGGGAGCAAGAAGGAGACCUGCAACCCCUAACACACAAUGUAGAGUCCGAUUCUAGACACACGGUCAAAUAUGUGCAUGAAACAUAGAGCUGCUCAGAGUUUGAAGCACGUUUCAUUCAUACAAGACCGUGACUAUCCUUUCUGUGUCCCUGCUGUCCACUCUGCUCCUCAGUUUUCGGUUUGCUCAAUAUCUUUUUGUGGUUUGAACAUUUACUCCAGUAAUAUCAAACUCACUUUCAUAUGAAAACACUCCCUCUACUUUUCCCCCCUCUCUGCAGGGGUUUGGCCUGUUUCUCUCGGUCCCUAUGUGGCCCUGGGUUAUGGAUCAUAUAUUUUCUCUCUGUACACUACAUUAUCAGCACUGCUUGUGUGUUUGAGGUGGGUCAAGGGCCUUCUUUGGGUAGAUUAAGCUUUCAUGGAAAAAGUGCUCUCUUCCCUUCUUCUUCUUAUUUAAUCCAUGCAUGUUAAACACUACAGCAUGAAGACAUGAGGCCGGGCGACAGUCCGCGGACUCUGCUCAUGUGCGAGGGGUAACUAAUUAUAAUGACAGGAAAAAAAUGAUCAGGCUGAGUUGGGAUGCUGUGAGGUACUUGGUUUCCCUGGGUCUUGAAUUGUGUAUUUGAUUCUUUGAUUAUUUUGUAAUCUUGCCCCCAAAAUCAGAGCUCAGUUGCUCUGUUGAAUGUAAAUACAGUUUCGAUGCUGCUCACAAAGAGUGAGGGCUAAACGGAGACAACUACAUGUUCUCUGAAGACUUCAGAUAUUUUCUGCUCUUGUUGGUUUUAACAUUUUUGCUCCUGCUCUCUAAUUAAAACUCAAAAUGACUACCUGACACAGUGAAACACUCUAGAAAAAGUUGCAGUUAUGUUCCUUUUACACUGCCCCCCUUGGCUUCAAGUGUUAAUGUACAUUAUUAAACACAACAUUACAGAUAUUUACAAACUGUAUAUCAACACCCCUGUUAUUUUGUAUCUCAUUGCCAAAUCAAAACCACCUUCUUUGUUUCUGUAAUUACUACUAUGUUGCCAGUAUCCUGUUCAUCUCUUACGUGGCUCAGAUAAUUACACUUUUAAAAACUGGUUUUGCCAAAAUUAAGCGCAAGUAUUCACUUUUGUGUCGGAUCAUUCAGGCGUCAUGAUGUAACGGCGUGCUCUGUGUGACAUCUGUUCAUGUCAACUUACGUCUGAAUCACACUUAUAUUAGUACUGUGAUCUAUUUUCUUUGUUUGCUUUUGGUGGUGAGAGUAAUCUUCCUGUGCACAAUGUGUGAAUGACGACACCGGGGUGGUUAGUGCAGCAGUCAGUUCUAGAUGGAUCAAAGCUUUUGCGCUGCCAGCUAGCUUAAGUCAUGAGUUGGGCUUGAAAAUGGAUCUGGCUUCUCUCUGUAAUCAAUUGUAUUUGCCAUAUUAUUUGGCCAACAUUUGAUAAACUGUAAUGAAUAGCGAGAGAGUAAAUAGUUCUUUUUUUUGUAUGUCUAAUUUAUCAAUCAGAUUUACGUAUUGUUGAUACAGUAAAUGAGACUUCCUCCCUCCCUAGUUUCAGCUCAAUGUUUUUCCAACUGAGGAGACAGGAGGAGAUUUUAUACUGCUGUAAAAUAUCAAAACUAUUUUAUGGACAAGUGUUCUAUCUUUCUAACGAUACUUCAUAUAUUUAGUUGUGCUGUUCUGUUUUGAAAUGCUUGACAACGGAAGGUGCAGUUUCCACGUCAAGUUUGUGCUUUAUGCAAAUAGGAAAAUGAAAACAGACAAAAAACUUAGUGGUUGAAUAUUUACCGUUCACGGAUGCUUGCUUUUUUUUGUAACUUUUGAGGAUAUGUGUUGGCUAUUGGUACCAAUCCCAUAUCGUGUCUCUUGCCUGAUAGUUGUUUAAAUAUUCCAUUGAGCUGAAAGUUAAUAGAUGGCUAUUUUUGUCUUCACAAUGUAAUUCAGGUAAGUUUUUUCAUAAGUUUUUCAUCACAAGGGCUACUUCUAGCAGCUUUGGUAGAAAUGAAAGGUCUCUAUGGACGGCAUAGAGCAAAAGGUGCAAUUAAUUAAUGAGGGGUGUGGGGGGAGGGGGCUUUGAAUCAGAGUGUGUUGACAUCCCUGACAGAGUAAUGGUUGCAGGUUCAGUAGAGGGAGGAUUGCAGCAGUCCUCAGAUACAGCCCACAUGGCUUCUUCCUGGCUCAGGGGGAUCUGACGGCUGUGUGUGUUUUUUUUGUUCUUUGUCUUCAGAGGAGGAGAAUGGCUCACAUCACAAGAAGAGAGGUUCACCUCAACAUCUUUCGAGACUUGAAUAUUUUCCUCUCACUGGUAGUGUUUCCAUGUUUUACUUUGACUAUUGGAGUCAGAAAAGUGCUUUGGACAUUCAGAUUUUUUUGCACAUUCAAAAAGCAGAAACUUUAAAGAUAGUGUUUCGGAUCCUGGUUUCUCUGAUUGCUGUAGAAAGAGAUGUUCGAGUAGAUUUAGGGAAAUUAACUCUUCCUGUGUAUUAAGAAACCUAAGGUGCCUGAUACAGGUAUACAUCCAGUUUUGUGCUGUUGAUUGAGCCGAUAAAGCCAUUAACAGAGAAAUUUAGACUUUCUGCAAAUAAGGUCUGACAUGUCCAUAAUGUCAUUUUGUUUCCCAGCUUAUAUUGGCAAAGCCUACUCCUUGACACCUCAGACCUAUUUAAAAGUUUUGUCAACCUCCUUCAGCUUAAUACUUUAUAAGCCGGUGUGUGCUCCCAUUUUCACUUAAGCUCAUCCAUAAAAUAAAACUGACCACUACAGCAGAAACUGUUGGUAUGGAGGUUUACAUUUUUAAAAACUUUGUAGCACUUUUUCCAUUUUUGGUUUGUUGCCAAAAACUGCAGAGCUAAUACAGAGAAAGUCACAUGGCUACACUACCAAUGAGCUGGUUAUUAACUGAAUUUUCUGUAUUCUUUUUUGUCGUUUCGUCAGACAAUCCAGGAAACAACAGUAUGCCAAAAAUAAGUAUUCAGACAGAAAAUGUAUCAAAAUUUCACAAUUUGUCCCGACCUCACUCAGAACAUUUCUCUUUGCCUCUUUUUCUUUUUUCCAAAUGAAGUUUGCAUUUUCAGCCUCAGUAUAAAUGUAUUUAUUAAAAUACUUGCCAAGUGAAGGUACUGCAAUGGCCAUUAUAAUAUUUUGGUGGUUACAGCGAGUGAAUAUAUGGAUCUGCUGUGUGUUUAUAUGUCGGCCAUUCUCCUCUCUAUCCUGGACUGUAAUUCUUCUGCGGGUUGAAGGCACUGAGACUGCACCACUGCAGUGGGUCUGUAUUCAUGCAAAGUAAGAUGUCUGAUCAAGCGCACUUGUUGGUACUCUGAGACAUGUAUGUGUAUGUGUGUGCGCGUGCGUGCGUGUGUGUCCACUUUUGAUGGGUAUUGCUUAUGCUUGAGAUCCAUUCUGAUUAGAAGGAUGGACAUUCAGUGAUAUUGAAAAGCUAUCUUUACAUCUUUUUUUCUUUUGUAAGGUCGAAACACCUUAACACAUGUAUUUAGGACCACUUAAGACUUUUUUAAAAGAGUUCAAAUAAACUUUGUGUAGUGGUGUACAAAUUGAAAGUAAUGUAUUUUUUUUUUUCUUCUCUUUUUUUAAGUAUACCAAAUGUAAAUUAUGUACAAUGAGUGUGCCAAUCCCCUUUCUUUGUAAAGCCAGAUUCUUAACAAGUGCCAAUGUUGUGAAAAAUCAGAGGGCCUGGGAAUUUCAUGGUCCACUUUUUAAAACAAAUAAACACUCAAGUAUGUGAUUAAAAAAGGAUAAUUUUAUUCUGUAUUUAAGAUUAAUGAUGAACUGCUGUUUUUAAAGGUAAAUGUCAUUUUAAUUGCAUGUGUUUGUCAGGUUGGGGAGGGAGUGGGUGGGUGGGUGAGAUACUGUAUUCAUGCAACACCCUCAUUUAAAGGGUCUAAUGGUUGGUUAUUGAUUUACAGUAUUUUAGCCAUAUUUCUCUUUUGUAUAUUUCAUUUCAACCACUGUUGCCUGAACCUCAUUCAAACAUGAAAAUGAUUUUCAUAGCCUUCUCCUUUAAAUGUUUUAAAUUGGAAUAAACUAUGUUCCUAUACUCUCUUA
Molecule: messenger RNA, 41912 nt
Organism: Xyrichtys novacula (pearly razorfish)
Lineage: Eukaryota; Metazoa; Chordata; Actinopteri; Labriformes; Labridae
Source: the annotation of a GenBank genome assembly